This is a messenger RNA of Anguilla rostrata (American eel), 5076 nucleotides long. It is a transcript of the gene asap3, whose product is annotated as ArfGAP with SH3 domain, ankyrin repeat and PH domain 3. Gene Ontology annotation, molecular function: protein binding; GTPase activator activity. The transcript has 28 exons. The record is from RefSeq and is a predicted model, not a curated record. Gene Ontology annotation, biological process: positive regulation of GTPase activity. Gene Ontology annotation, cellular component: cytoplasm. NCBI's taxonomy places the organism in Eukaryota, Metazoa, Chordata, Actinopteri, Anguilliformes, Anguillidae.
UACUCCCUCCCUGCGCCAGCACAACUGCGCGCACCAUGCAGCCGCUCGCUACAUUCACUCGCGCGCCGCAGUGGAAGGAACCCGGUCUGCUACGCACCGAACUUAGCGCCGUGUACGUCUUGCUCGUGAGCCUGAUAGGACAACCGCUGGGAUAUUUUUGUGCUUCCGUGGAAACCUAUAAGAAUUUAACUGGAUCUACCAAUGGGGGUAUGCUGUGCAACGAGUAGUUUUCGCAACUUUUCGGAGAACUUUUUUUGAUUCGUUUGGUUUGUUUGGACACCGAGGAUACUUGAAAACAUGCCGGAGCGUAUCAGCAUUUCGGAAUUUAUCUUGCUCACGAACGAGGACCUGGCUUCGCCGGCUACCUCGAGUUUUCAGACCAAAAUGAGCGACUGUCGGAACACCGUGAUUGCGCUGGAGGAGUCCCUGGAAAUGGACCAGAACACGCUGCAGAGGAUGAAGAAGAUGGUGAAGGCCAUACACAACUCUGGGCUCACUCACGUGGAGAAUAAGGAUCACUACAUCGAGAUCUUGGAGAACCUGGGGAACAGUCACCUGACCCAGGACAACCACGAGGUCUCGACCGGCUUCCUCAACCUGGCGGUGUUCACCCGGGAGGUGACCGCGCUCUUCAAAACCCUGGUCCAGAACCUGAACAACAUCAUCUCCUUUCCCCUGGAGAGCGUCCUGAAGGCGGACCUGAGGGACGGGAGACAGGAGCUGAAGAAGCAGAUGGAGAAGAGCUGGAAGGACUACGACGUCAAAGUGGGGAAGCUGGAGAAGGAGCGCAGGGAGAAGAGCAGGCAGCAGGGCCUGAUGAGGGCGGAUUCGGGGGACGUGACGGACGACAUGGAGAGAGAGCGGAGGACCUUCCAGCUGCAGAUGUGCGAGUACCUGCUGAAGACCCAGGACCUGAAGGCUCGACAGGGCCCAGACCUCCUCCAGAGCCUGAUUAAGUACUUCCAGGCCCAGCUGAAUUUUUUCCAGGACGGGCUGAAGGCCGCAGAGCACAUUGGGCCCUUUGUGGAGAAACUGGCUGCUUCUGUGCACACGGUGCGGCUGGGCCAGGAGGAGGAGGUGCGUCAGCUCUACCACCUGCGUGACUCCCUCAGGACCCUCCUGCAGGUGGAGGGCAAGGAGGAGCAGCUGUCCAGAAAGCACUCUGGAAACGGUUACAGCAUCCACCAGCCACAGGGGAACAAGGAAUACGGCACGGAAAAAUCGGGGUUCCUGCUGAAGAAGAGCGACGGGAUCAGGAAGGUGUGGCAGAAGAGGAAGUGCGGAGUGAAGUACGGCUGCCUGACCAUCUCUCACAGCACGAUCAACAGGCCCCCGGCCAAACUCAACCUCCUCACCUGCCAGGUGAGGCCCAAUCCGGAGGACAGGAAGACCUUUGACCUUGUGACACACAAUCGCACCUACCACUUCCAGGCAGAGGACGAGCAGGAGUGCAUGAUCUGGGUGUCGGUACUGCAGAACAGUAAGGAGGAGGCCCUGAACGUUGCCCUCGGGGGGGACCAGAUGCAGUUCCAGGACAGCAGCCUGCAGGACCUGGCGCGAGCGGUCAUCGCUGAGCUGCGCAACAUGCCCGGAAACGAAGUCUGCUGCGACUGUGGCGCCCCCGACCCCACCUGGCUCUCCACCAACCUGGGCAUCCUCACCUGCAUAGAAUGUUCCGGAAUCCACCGGGAGCUCGGCGUCCACUUCUCCCGCAUCCAGUCGCUCACGCUGGACGUGCUCAGUACGUCUGAGCUACUGCUGGCUGUCAGCAUCGGCAACACCAGGUUCAAUGACAUCAUGGAGGCCGGGCUCCCCGACGAUUCAGUCAAGCCCCUCCCACAAAGUGACAUGUGAAUGUACGCCGAGCGGGAGGACCUGGCCAAGCCCAUGACCCUGCCCCAGGGACCCCUGUACGCCGAGCGGGAGGACCUGGCCAAGCCCAUGACCCUGCCCCAGGGACCCAGAUGCAUACAGGACCAUAGAUAUAUACCCCUGCUUCAGAUGUACGCUGAGCGGGAGGACCUGGCCAAGCCCAUGACCCUGCCCCAGGGACCCGACCUGCGUGAGACCGCUCUUCACCUGGCCGUCCGGCAGGCCGAGAGGAGCUCCCUGGCGCUGGUCGACUUCCUCGUGCAGAACAGUGGGUGUCUGGAGAAGAGGACGUCAGAGGGGAACACUGCCCUACACUACUGCUCCCUGCACAACAAAACAGAGUGCCUGAAACUGCUGCUGAAGGGAAAGGCUGUGCUCCACACAGUGAACGGUGCCGGAGAGACUGCGUUAGACAUCGCCAGGAGAUUACAUCAUACGCAGUGUGUAGAGCUGCUGGAGCUAGCCCAGAGCGGGAAGUUCAACUCUCAGAUCCAUGUGGACUACACCUGGGAGACACCUCAAGACAUCAUGUACGACAGCGAGGACGACCUGGACGAGAAGGUGAGCCCCCUCCCCAGGAACCUGCGCUUUCCCUACGGUGGUGCCUCCCCAUCUUGCUGGAAUUCGGCCAAAGCCAAUGUUGCCAACAAGACCUACGAGAACGUGGACUUCCUGUACGGCAGCCAGCCUGCCAACAGCGCCCCCUCUGGUAGGACGCCACCACCGCUGCCCGCCAAAGCCAUCCAGAGAGGACGCUCCGAUCCCCAGAUUUCCAUCUCCACUCGGGAGGGCAACGGCCACGUCCGCCGCUCGUCCAAUCCCACGUCCUAUAGGCCUAGCCUCGCCUCCCUGGCCCCUGACGGACAGGCCCAGGCGACCCGCCUGCCCCGGUCGCCUCAGGGGGGCGUGAUGCGGGGGCAGAGGCCGAUGGUGUCCUGGGAGGGGCAGCCCCCGACGGGCCAGGGGGGGUCUCCCGCCACCUCACCCCAGAACACACAGGGACCAAUCAGCUCGGACAAGACCACCUCGUACCGACGGACCAGCAGCGGCGGGCAGGGGAAGUGCGCCGUGACAUCAUCAACCUGCGCCCCGGCAUCGCCGGCGAUCGCGGGGAGCCAGGAGGACCUGUACAGCAGCCCGGCGGAGAAUGCCCCGCCCGCAGCCCCGCCCGCGUCCUCGCCCGUCGUCGCUCCUAUGCCCCGCCCACGCGGGAACGCCAUGUCACAGACGAAGCCGCGGCGGAAGCGGGUUCAGGCGCUGGUGGACUGCCGGACCACCGGCGGCGAGCAGCUGGCCUUCUUCAAGAACGAGGUCAUCGUAGUGACGAGCAUGGAGGACUCCCAUUGGUGGGUGGGCCACAUUGAAGGCGAUGCGUCCAGGUGCGGGUCCUUCCCCGUCAACUACGUGCACAAGCUCCCCGACUGACCGCGGUGGGGGGGAGGGGACAAGGGACACGGGCCGGGCCGGGCCGACCCAGCAGAACCACCUCCCCUCUCCAGGUACGCUCCUCCGGACCCAAGAACCCCACACCUGCCUGACGAACGGGACCGGAAAACACCACGUCUUCAAAGCUACUCACUCGAAGACAGAGGAGGGGAAUAAAGACCAUGUACAGCUUGCGAUGCCUGUUUUUGGAACCACUUUGUCACGGUGUAUAUAAACUUUAUAAAAAUAUUUUUUUGUAUAUAAACUCCUGAAUGGCACAGCCCCUCUGGAGUCGAACCUGUAACCCCCCAGCACUACGGCCAGGAUGGGCCUCCUGCCACCAAGCUAACGGACUGGACCUCUCGGGAGGACUUGACAGCAUGUGAUGCUGAUGACCACAACAACUUUGUUCUUAUUUGUAUUACUAUUGUCGCUAUUUUAUUAAUAUUUUUAUGAAAAAUUGGAACGGGAAAGACUUGCGUUGAGGGAGAGCGCAGGUUGUGUGAUUGUGCAAAUGACAGCACGGUCGCUCCGCUCUCCUUCGCUGAAACCGCUAAUUCUCUUCGGUGACAUUGCUUUACGGUCACUUGGCGGAUGAUUUUCAUCGUAUCAUAGCAACAAGGCGGUCGGCUCCAGUCUUCCUGUCUUCCUUCCGUGUCCUUCCUCCCUCGUCCUGAGGUAUCCGGCGAGUAAGAGGCGUUCCCCGUGCUCUGUUACAGUUUUAUGGAUGUUUACGAGGAGGACGUCCGCUGCACGACGGGAACGUCUCUGGCUCAGCGGCACGUUCAGAGACUGAACUCGCAGCACUUAACAACGUGGAGCUGGCCGCCUGCAGAACCCUGUUCUGAUACGCCGCAGUGCAUUCUGGGAACGGAAGGACAAGCUCCCGCUUGAUCGUAUCGUCAUGUGACCCCGGGGACCCGUUGCAUUCUGGGAAGGGCCCGUGUGGCCUUGCGGAAGGAAUUGCGCCGAGCUGGAGAAGAGGUCGAUUAGAGGUCACUGUGGCGCUGAGAUGAGAAACUGCAGAGGAUUCUGGGAGGAAAGGGAAGCGUUCAGAGACGCACGUUUGCCAAGUAGCGGCUAAGGAGAAAAAAACGGGCCCAGAGUUUCAGCGUAAAGUGCACAUUUCGUCUUGAAAUAAAAUGACCUUUGACCUUCAUUUAUCACGCAGCUGUGAAGUAUUUUUCGUGCCGGAACAUUAUAGAAAUUCCAAAAUAGGGGGAAAAAAACAAUUUAAAAAUGGCAGCAAUGGCUCUUAUUGACAGAAACUAAGUAAUUCAGGUGUUUUGCCUCGCUCCAGGGUACAAUGCCUCACCUGAGAAACUAGCAGCUGCUGCAGCAAGCCCUCUUUCCCAGCAAUCAUACCAACACGCCCAUAUGGAAGUUCACAAUUUGCAGUUAAUUCAGCCAGUCGGGUCUGGACCAGGGGUAGUCCUUUAGCCAAUCAGAUUUGGACCAGAGAUACUGUUUCUGCCAAUCAGGUUUGGACCAGAGGAAAGCACCAGCGUAAAUCAGAUACUAAUCGGUAGGUUUAAACACGUUGUUAUUGCGGUAGUUGGUUUUAGAGGCUUUUUCCCCAUUCCCACAGUUCCCCUUGUACUGGUGUAAAUCUAAAUAGAACACUGCAUCAACUUGAAUAUCAGCAGUCCUAUUUGUGCGGUUUUGUACAGUUUGUAUAUUAUUAUUUUUAAUCUUUUUUUUUUUUGGCUGAUAUCAUCUGCAAUGUCAAUGGAUUUUAUUUUCUGAAGUGAUCAUUAAAGAAGUUCCUUUUACUCCUAA